GCCCUGCAGCUCAGCAGCCGCCAGCAGCAGAUGUUUCUCUCUCCGGUCGCUGCUUCUCACAUCAACAGGUCGCCGUUUUUUGAAUUUCUGCGUCUUGAACUUUUUUUUCGACACAGCUGGAGUGCCUUUCUUUUAAAUUAAAUCCCCUGCAUCUGCUGUUUCAUCGCUCGACUUUGAGAAAACAGAAACUAUCGGAUCAGAGAGGCCAGAUUAAUGCUGCUCUCAUAUAGUGGGACGACCCGUUGCGUACUCGUUGAGGUCUCUCUCUCCACACAGGUGUGAGCACAGCUGUCCAGUGAUUGAAAUGUCAUCAAAAAUGCAAAGCUCCAGCAGCACAGCUCUGGCCAGGCGGACGGUGCAGCAGCUGAGGAUAGAGGCCAGCAUCGAGAGGAUAAAGGUGUCCAAAGCUUCAUCGGACCUGAUGCGAUAUUGUGGAGAACAUGCCAAGUAUGACCCGCUUCUGAUGGGCGUCCCUGCUUCAGAAAACCCUUUCAAGGACAAGAAGCCCUGCACAGUUUUGUAGGAGAGCUCCUGAACUUUCUGUUUUUAGUCUUCUCUGGAAGAAAGCUGACUCACAACUUCUCAUAAGGCCAGUAUCCCCACCUAACUUUUUUCCCAUGCUCGCUGUCGUUCAAGAAAUGUAAUCUUUUCUGCCUAACACGGCAGUAACACCAAAGAUCAGAGCAGAAUUCUGAAACUGUGCUGUUUGAUCAGAGUCUGAGUGCAAACACAAAUGAUUAAAGGGUUGUCUCGAGAUUCAGUGGUUACUUGAUGAUACACCAAACUGAAUGGAUCUGUGGCCAUUGAUGGCAGAGAUCCACACUCUCUUUUUGUCACAUUCAAGGGUCAACCUCCUUUGUUAAAAACUAAAGCACAUGCUGCUGUCUCGAUCAUCCACUUGAUUCUGGCUGCAAAAGCCAAAGAAUCCCCCGUAGGUCCCAUGUUAAACUGUCAAUUUUUACUGCAGAUAUAAACAUGUUUACUGGCUGGUUAAAAAAAAAAAGUUUUGUUCAGAAAAGCUAAUUUCUGUUCUGGUAAAAACUGUACUGGGAAUGCAUUUUAUAGCUCAUCCCUUUUUAAAAUAAUAUUUAGGCCAAAAGUGUUUCAUACAUUUCCAAAAUUAGGGGCAUGCUGAGUUGCCCCGAGUUGGUCAAAGAGUACGAUGACAAGUUCCCUCAUUGGCUCGGCUGGAUUCAAGCCUUCUGCUUUACAUGUAGCCUUCACAAAGCUUCAGGAAACAGUUGUAGAGGACAUGAGAUAACAAUAUAUUGUCUGACAUGUAAAAACAAAAGGUUUUGUCAGGUGCCACUCAUUGUUCUCGUCUCGUUGUUCUGUUACUGCACCUUUAAAUGUAACCUUGUAGACAAAACCAUUCACUUUAAUUGGAUUUAAAGAAAUUUGAAAGUUCUUGAAAAAGAAAAAGGAUUAUAUUAUUCACCUGUAUAGUCCAAUUGGGUUAGAACAAGUUGACUGAAUAUUUAAUUUACUGUUUUAUUCCCAGCUGGCUGUAUUCCCAUUUAAUGACCGACAGAUGAAACUUAUUUUGAAUUAACGCCGUGCAAAGCUGAUGAAAUGUAUAGUGACGUUUCGGUAUCAGAGAAGUUGAGAUCUCAUGAUGUUUACCUGUGCCUUCAAAUCUUACGUCAAAAACUUUAACAAGUAUUAUCAUGAGGUAUUCACAGCUGACUCAAGGAUUCAAGACCACUCUGUGCCAUUUUAUCAGAUCCAUGUAUUUAAAGUCAUAGUUCCAUUUUCAAUGUACAAAAUGUUGUAACAUUCUUUUUGCUUCCUUUUUCUUUUCUUUUUUUAUUUGCUCUUCACACAAAGUGACUGUGACUCUCUGGAGUUAUAAACCUUACAUGUUUUCAGCUACACCUAAACAUACUUUAAGUUUCUAUAUGAAGUGUGUACCUGUUGGUGUGUAGAUGGGACGUCAUUCCUGUGUUGCUCAGCUUAUUUUGUGAUUUUAACCAGCAGGAGCCUUAACGAUGAAGGGAUGGAGCUUCAAUCUCUCCACUUUCCUUUUAGUCACAUAAGUGCUGUUUGAUUACUAAUACUGUGAAUCUAUGAACCCCUCUAUGUGAGGGUGUGUAGCUAACCUUAGGCUUUUAACUGUGUGUGUGACAUCAUUUUAACAAUUGGAUCUUUGUUAAUGAAUAAAAAUAUCCAAAUAAAAUAAUUUAGUAGUGUACAUCCAUUAAACACA
Molecule: messenger RNA, 2206 nt
Organism: Labrus bergylta (ballan wrasse)
Lineage: Eukaryota; Metazoa; Chordata; Actinopteri; Labriformes; Labridae
Gene: gng12b
Product: guanine nucleotide binding protein (G protein), gamma 12b
Biological process (GO): G protein-coupled receptor signaling pathway
Cellular component (GO): heterotrimeric G-protein complex
Molecular function (GO): G-protein beta-subunit binding
Source: RefSeq, a predicted model, not a curated record